AUGAACACCACCAGCGGCACCAGCGAAUUGACCAUCACUUUUGAUGAUGGCAAGCACUCCCAGUACCACUACAUCUGGUUGCGCGACAACUGCCACUGCUCGGAAUGCUAUUACCCGCAGACGAAGCAGCGCCUCUUCAACCUGGCGUCUAUUCCUGACGAUAUCUCACCUAAAGACGUUGCCACAACCAACGAUGGCAUUUCCAUUACCUGGCCUGAUGGUCACCAGCUGACUUACGACACCCACUGGUUGCGGUUGCACGCCUACAACCCUAGACUCAUCCCGGCCAAGGAUAAGUUGGACCGGCUGAAACUCGCCAUUGACAAGUGGGCCGUCAAAGACAUGAAGGAUAACUUGCCUCGGGUGCUGUUUAAAGAAGUUAUGGCCGACGAUGCUAAGGUAGACGAGUGGGCGAUGAAGAUCUGGAAACACGGUUUCUGUUUGAUUGAUGAUGUCCCCGUCACUCCUGAAGAUACCGAAAAAUUGUGUGAACGGUUUGACUACAUCAAGCCCACUCACUACGGUGGCUUCUGGGAUUUCACCAGUGACUUGUCUAAGGCCGACACCGCCUACACCAACUUUGAUAUUAGCAACCACACCGACGGCACCUACUGGUCCGACACUCCUGGGCUCCAGUUGUUCCACUUGCUUUAUCACGACGGUACUGGCGGUACUACCCUGCUUGUGGAUGCUUUUAGAGCUGCGGACAUCCUUAAAGAGAAGCACCCUGAACUGUAUGAGAUCUUCUGUAAGAUCCCCAUCCCCGCCCACUCCGCUGGUGAGGAGAAGGUGUGUAUCCAGCCUGAUCGUCCUCGUCCCGUGUUCACUUUGGACGAGUUUGGCGACUUACAACAGGUGAGAUGGAACCAGCUGGACCGGUCGACGAUGGACGUGUGGGCGGAUCCUGCUGACGUGCCUAAGUUCUACCAAGCAAUCAAGCACUGGGUGAGCAUCAUUACCGACCCGGAGAACGAGUUGUUCUACCAAUUGCGUCCUGGCCAGUGUCUCAUCUUCGACAACUGGAGAGUGUUCCACUCGCGCACUGAGUUUACUGGUAAACGGCGUAUGUGUGGGGCCUAUCACAACCGCGACGACUUCUACAGUAAAGUGAAGCUUAUCGCCUUGGGUAGAGACGUCGUGUUGGAUGCGAUCUGA
Molecule: messenger RNA, 1155 nt
Organism: Diutina rugosa
Lineage: Eukaryota; Fungi; Ascomycota; Pichiomycetes; Serinales; Debaryomycetaceae
Exons: 1
Coding region: 1-1155 (384 amino acids)
Biological process (GO): carnitine biosynthetic process
Cellular component (GO): mitochondrion
Molecular function (GO): iron ion binding; trimethyllysine dioxygenase activity
Source: RefSeq, a predicted model, not a curated record